AGACAGACAGGUCUACAGACAGAUGAUGAUGAUGAAGAUUAUGCUCCUCUUCCUCUGCGGGGUCCUCUGUGUUUCAGCUGACGUUCCACAUGAUGCCCUUCAGUUCACCGGCUGUUCAGACUCUGAUGGGGAGUACAUGAUGGCUCUGGAUGCAGAGGAGAUGUGGCACGCUGACUUCAAAGCAGGGAAAGCAGUGGACGCUCAGCCCAGCUUUGUGACAGAUCAUAUUAAUUGGCCUUAUGAAGCCGCUCAGGGUGCUCUACAGACCUGCAGAUUCAACCUGGGAACACACCGUAACAUCUUCAAGAACGUCUCCCUGGAGAAAGAUCCUCCUUCCACCCCGCUGCUCUACACCAAACAGGAAGUGGAGAUGGGAGAGGGGAACGUCCUCGUCUGUCAUGUGACCGGUUUCUAUCCGGCUCCUGUGAGCUUCUUCUGGACAAAGAACGGAGAGAACGUGACUGAAGGAACCAGCUUCCCCGUUCCCUUCCUCUCCAAAGAGGGUUCCUUCAGCCAGUUCUCCCGACUGGAGUUCACCCCCCAGCUGGGAGACAUCUACAGCUGUGGGGUCCAACAUCUGGCUCUGGACCAGCCGCUGACCACGUUCUGGGAGGAGCAGGGGUCUCAGCCCGGCGUGGGACCAGCAGUCUUCUGUGCUCUGGGUCUGACGGUGGGUCUCCUGGGAGUGGCUGCUGGGACCUUCUUCCUGAUCAAAGGGAACGAGUGCAGCUGAGUUCAGGGUGAAAGACCCUCAGCCUCCAGCCUGAGUACC
Molecule: messenger RNA, 772 nt
Organism: Trematomus bernacchii (emerald rockcod)
Lineage: Eukaryota; Metazoa; Chordata; Actinopteri; Perciformes; Nototheniidae
Product: RLA class II histocompatibility antigen, DP alpha-1 chain-like
Exons: 4
Coding region: 23-733 (236 amino acids)
Biological process (GO): antigen processing and presentation of exogenous peptide antigen via MHC class II; peptide antigen assembly with MHC class II protein complex; immunoglobulin production involved in immunoglobulin-mediated immune response
Cellular component (GO): membrane; MHC class II protein complex
Molecular function (GO): MHC class II protein complex binding
Source: RefSeq, a predicted model, not a curated record